This is a messenger RNA of Diachasmimorpha longicaudata, 1139 nucleotides long. It is a transcript of the gene Brms1, whose product is annotated as breast cancer metastasis-suppressor 1-like protein. NCBI's taxonomy places the organism in Eukaryota, Metazoa, Arthropoda, Insecta, Hymenoptera, Braconidae. Gene Ontology annotation, biological process: negative regulation of transcription by RNA polymerase II. Gene Ontology annotation, cellular component: Sin3-type complex. The transcript is spliced from 3 exons. The record is from RefSeq and is a predicted model, not a curated record. Gene Ontology annotation, molecular function: histone deacetylase binding. The coding region runs from base 260 to 952 and encodes 230 amino acids.
AAUAUUUGUUAUUUAAUCAAGUGCAAGGCCGUUCAAUGCACAUUAAAAAUUCCCGCCAGACCCAGCGUCGGCGCAUGGGCGCCAGGGAUUCAAUAUGGCCGCCAGUAGUUUUGAAUGGCGGCAGGAGAAGUCGUCGCCGAUCCGAAAAAAUAACGAACGACGAAACAAAUCGAGUUCAUCAGCUGUUUCUCCUUUUUCUCAUUUAUUUGUAAAUAAAUUUAGUUUCUUUUUUGGGAGACUCUGUGCUCCUUGCUCGUAGAUGCCCAGCGUCAAAGAUGAUUCUGAACCCGAAGGUGAAGAAAUGUCGCACGAUAGCAAUAACAGUGACCAGAGCUCAGCAUCCUGUGACAGCAGUGCUGAACACAGUGACAGCGAUGACUCCUCGGAGAUGGACGAGGACGAGUGCGAGAGAAGGAGACACGAGUGUAUGGAAAAUCUCGUAGACCUGGAGAGACAGUUUACACUUCUCAAGGAACAACUUUAUCGUGAACGAAUAACCCAAAUAGACACUAAACUCAGGGAAGUUAGAGUGGAGAAGUCUGACGAGUAUUUGGUACCUCUGCAGCGUCUCAAGGAAAACAUGGAAACGAAGACGAAAGUGGCGGAUGUACUGAGGAAGAUGAGACUAGAGAAUAUUCAGAUUAAGUUCGACGCUGAGGAACGCGCAGCCGAGCAAAAUCUCCAGAACGAGAAGAACCUCCUGUGGGACUCGAUCCACAGCGAUCUCCAGGAGAAGAUACGGAGGCUCGAGGAGGACAAGAAUAACGUGGACAUUCAUGCCGAUCUCUGGCUGAGCUCCACAGGAAAGCGGCGGAGGAGUCACACCGAGAGGAGACGCGCUGUUCCUGUUGCUGGGCCCUACAUCGUCUACAUGCUCAAUGAUGCUGACAUCCUGGAGGACUGGGCGCUCAUCAAGAAGAGCCUGAGCAGCCGAAAGGCGGAAAUUUUGUGAAUGAAGGGACUCGAAACAGUGAUCAAUUGGAGUUGACCCGAAUUUUCGAGCGUAUUGUGAAACAAUUUAUUAUUCAAUGAAUAAUUGAAGAGAUUUUGCGAUGGGAGGAACAUCCCAUCGAAUCCUGAAGUGAUUGAAUUUGUUAUUCUUUUGAUAAGGAAUAAUAUCAAUUUUUUGAAUCAUCAAA